AGCCAACCGUGUAGGCCCAUGCCGUUUCCUGCUUUCGCACUCCCUCUCCCAACUACCAAAACCUUGCUUGGACUUUAUAAAACCACGGCCUCUUUCUCCCCUUCAUCACCUCAUUCAGCAGCUCCUCCCGCCUGGCGAGAUUUCGGGAUCCAAUAACCCGCCGGCGACACACGCCGUAUCGUAGAACACAUUUGGGUCACCCGAAGCAAUGGCUCUUGCAUACGGCACGGCCACGUCUCUUCUCCCACACAAAGUCCUUCCCCAAACCCAGAAACAACCAAUUUCACAUUUCUACCAGCAUGGGUUUUCCGCCAGCCCUGUCAGAUCCAUUCAAUCCAUCUCCGCCGUCCAUUCUGCUGACCAUUCCAAGUCUACCUCUAAACCUACCCCACCUUCCGCCACCUCUACGUCCGCCGCGUCUGCGCAAACUCGGGUGGCCUCCAAGCCCGAGGCUGGCGCGAACAAAUGGGCAGUUGACAGCUGGAAAUCCAAGAAGGCCCUUCAGCUCCCUGAUUACCCGGAUCAGGCUGAGCUUGAAUCGGUGCUGUCCACUAUUGAGUCUUUCCCGCCUAUCGUGUUUGCUGGAGAGGCGCGCAGCUUGGAGGAGAAGCUUGGAGAGGCCGCGAUGGGUAGGGCGUUCUUGCUACAAGGUGGAGACUGUGCGGAGAGUUUCAAAGAGUUCAAUGCUGUUAACAUUAGGGACACUUUCAGAAUCCUCCUUCAAAUGGGAGUUGUUCUUAUGUUCGGAGGCCAAAUGCCUGUCGUCAGGGUAGGAAGAAUGGCUGGACAGUUUGCUAAGCCAAGAUCAGACCCAUUCGAGGAAAGGGAUGGUGUAAAAUUGCCAAGUUACAGGGGAGACAAUGUUAAUGGAGAUGCAUUUGAUGAAAAGUCAAGGACUCCUGAUCCGCAGAGGUUGAUCCGGGCGUAUUGCCAAUCUGCUGCCACGUUGAAUCUCUUGAGGGCUUUUGCAACUGGAGGUUAUGCUGCUAUGCAGAGGGUGACUCAGUGGAACUUGGAUUUCACCGAGAAUAGUGAGCAGGGUGAUAGGUAUCGUGAACUAGCUCAUAGAGUUGAUGAAGCCCUUGGUUUCAUGGCUGCUGCUGGUCUUACGAUGGACCAUCCUAUUAUGAAAACUACUGAGUUUUGGACGUCUCACGAGUGCUUGCACUUGCCAUAUGAGCAGUCACUUACCAGACUGGAUUCAACAUCUGGUCUGUACUAUGACUGCUCAGCCCACUUUAUUUGGGCUGGAGAACGAACCAGACAACCGGAUGGGGCUCAUGUUGAGUUCUUGAGAGGAGUUGCUAACCCCCUAGGGAUUAAGGUGAGUGACAAGAUGAAUCCAGAUGAUUUGGUCAGGCUCAUUGAGAUCUUGAAUCCAAAGAACAAGCCAGGGAGGAUCACGAUAAUCACUAGAAUGGGAGCAGAGAACAUGAGGGUCAAGCUUCCUAAUUUGAUCAGGGCAGUCAGAAGGGCAGGGCAAAUUGUUACGUGGGUAUCAGAUCCUAUGCAUGGAAAUACUAUUAAGGCUCCUUGUGGUCUGAAAACUCGGCCUUUUGAUUCCAUCCGGGCUGAAGUGAGAGCAUUCUUUGACGUGCACGAGCAAGAAGGAAGCCAUCCUGGAGGGGUGCACUUAGAAAUGACCGGCCAAAAUGUGACGGAGUGCAUCGGUGGAUCUCAAACUGUGACCUUUGAUGACCUUAGCUCACGUUACCACACCCAUUGUGAUCCCAGACUGAAUGCCUCCCAAUCCCUUGAGCUUGCUUUCAUUAUUGCUGAACGCUUAAGAAAGAGGAGAAUUGGAUCUCAAAGCUUAUCCUUACUGUAGGGGGGUUGGUUAUGGCAUUUUGUUUCUUAUGCCACUUUCUUUUUCUGUUAUUCCACUUCUUUUAUCGUGGUAAAGACUGUUACAAACUCAAUUACAAUGCAUAUCAGAAAAACGUGACAGUAUGAUGUAUGUGAGUUCCAGAGCUAAAUUAGACAAUGAAUAAAGUGAAAUAAGUAUUUCCAAUUAACUAGAGUAUAUUCGGGUGA
This is a messenger RNA of Cuscuta europaea, 2034 nucleotides long. NCBI's taxonomy places the organism in Eukaryota, Viridiplantae, Streptophyta, Magnoliopsida, Solanales, Convolvulaceae. The record is from the annotation of a GenBank genome assembly.